AGGGCCAUACGCCUGUGUCUGAAGCGAACGCUCAUCCGAAGUGCAUUAAAUAAUUUUAUAUGCAAUAAUUAUAAUUAUGGAAUUGUGAUGGAUGAAAGGAAUCCGGAAUUCAUCAGGAAAAUGACGUGGCUUCCAUUUUUAAGACAAUUUUACAUUUGUUCCGGAGAAACAAUUUUACAUUUUUGCUAUGGCCUUUAUUUUGGAUCCCCGACUGUUUUCAUUCCACAAAUACGAAAGGAGGCCAAUACAACCGACAUUAUUAGCUUAGAAAUGGAAUCUUGGUUAUCUUCAUCUCUGACAUCCUAUGCUGGUGUACCAUGGACAAUAAUAUUACCAAUAAUGGCUUUUUAUUAUGGCAGACGCGCACCUGCGAUAUUUUUAUGGAUUUUAGUAUUGAUUAGUACAAUGAUACUUUUCUACAGCACAACUAUUACCGAAAUCAUCAUUUGCCAAUUGAUUAUUGGUGUUCUUCCAGGAGCAAUUGUGACAGUAUCAAUUAUGAUAUAUACGGAAUACACAUCGCCUAAAUACAGGGGAGUGUUUCUAACAGUUAAAGCUGCCACUUUCUUCUGGGGCAUUUGGUUUGCAAAUGUAAUUGGUGCAUUUUUUUAUUGGAAGAAUAUUGCCAUCGUUAUGUUCGUAUGUUGUGCCUUAAGUUCAACUAUUUUCUUUUGGCCUGAAUCUCCAAUGUGGCUUGCUAGUAAAGGAAGAUUCGAUGAAUGUGCUCUUGUCCAUCGCUGGCUCAAUGGACACGACCCUGGUUCUGAAAAGGAGUUGUCUUCUCUAAUAAAACUACAUAAAGCCAAACUUUCGAACGUCAAUGAAAAGAAAAGCAUAAAGAAUGAAUUUAAGAAAUAUAUGGAAGCGAUAAAAAUGAAGACUUUUUACAAACCUAUUCUAUUAUCCGUUCUGACAGGGCUUCUUUAUAUUUGUUCGGGUAAAUUAGCAUGUUCUGCAUAUGCAAUUACAAUAAUUAAGAAAAUAACAACAUCCGAAGAAGCUGCAUAUAACGGAAUGUUAAUUUUAGAUGGAUUUACUAUUUUGGGGAUGUACGUCGGAUGUGUUCUUUCAAAAUAUUUUAAGCGAAGAGCAUUACUUCUAUACACAAGUCUAUUCGAGAUUUUAUUUUUAUUGAUAUUAUCACUGUAUUUGUACCUAAUAAAAUUGUCAGUUAUAACUGAAAAUCAAUACUUUACUAUAGUAUUGCUAACGAUAUUUUCAACCGCAGUUAGUUGUGGUCCAAUUAUAUUAGGCCCUUGUAUUUGUGGUGAAUUAGCACCAGUUAAAUACAGAAGCCUUUAUUUUUCACUGGGAGCGAUUGUUAUGUCCAUUUUAAUUGCAACUUCAAUAAAAAUUACUCCGUUUUUAUUCGAUAAUUUAGGAAUGCACAUUGUUUUUUUGUUAAGUGGAUUAUCUACUUCUGUUGUUAUUAUUUUGGUUUAUAAAUACUUGCCGGAGACAAAGGAUAAAACUGUACCAGAAAUACAUAGACUGAUAGUGGAAAAUGCAAUUGAACUUCCGGAAGAAAGUGCUGAGGAGAAGAUGUAUGUUUUUAAGGCAAUAAAUGACGGGGACGCACGAAACAGCUAUUUAGCUAUUGAAGGUGACUGUAUUGAGAAGCAGGAUGUCUAAGUAAUACGAAAUCAUUUUAUUGAUGCUAUGCUGACUAUUAUGGUCGAGUUAUCGUUGGAGUGACAUAUUUCGGAAGCUUUUAAUUAUUUUUGUUUGCCCAAUACAUAAUUAUUUUGCACUUUUAGUAAACAAUAAAAAUAACUU
Leptidea sinapis is the source of this 1776-nucleotide messenger RNA. Its product is annotated as facilitated trehalose transporter Tret1-like. The record is from RefSeq and is a predicted model, not a curated record. Gene Ontology annotation, biological process: transmembrane transport. The coding region runs from base 88 to 1632 and encodes 514 amino acids. Gene Ontology annotation, molecular function: transmembrane transporter activity. Lineage: Eukaryota; Metazoa; Arthropoda; Insecta; Lepidoptera; Pieridae. The transcript has 3 exons. Gene Ontology annotation, cellular component: membrane.